CCGCCGCAGCCCGCGCAGCCGUCGCAGCCGCAGCUCGCGGGCCUCGGGGGAGGCAGCAGCCGGCACGAGAAGAGCUUGGGGCUGCUCACCACCAAGUUCGUGUCGCUGCUGCAGGAGGCCAAGGACGGCGUGCUGGAUCUCAAAGCGGCUGCAGAUACUUUGGCUGUUAGGCAAAAGAGAAGAAUUUAUGAUAUCACCAAUGUCUUAGAAGGAAUUGAUCUGAUUGAAAAGAAAUCAAAAAAUAGUAUCCAAUGGAAAGGUGUAGGUGCUGGCUGUAACACAAAAGAAGUUAUAGAUAGAUUAAAAUUUCUUAAAGCUGAAAUUGAAGAUCUAGAACUGAAGGAAAGAGAACUUGACCAGCAGAAGUUGUGGCUACAGCAAAGCAUCAAAAAUGUGAUGGAUGAUUCCAUUAAUAACAGAUUUUCCUAUGUGACUCAUGAAGACAUCUGUAAUUGCUUUAAUGGUGACACACUUUUGGCCAUUCAGGCCCCUUCUGGUACGCAGCUGGAGGUUCCUAUUCCAGAAAUGGGCCAGAAUGGACAAAAGAAGUAUCAGAUAAAUUUAAAGAGUCACUCAGGACCUAUCCAUGUACUCCUUAUAAAUAAAGAGUCUAGCUCGUCCAAGCCUGUGGUCUUUCCUGUCCCUCCACCUGAUGACCUCACGCAGCCUUCCUCACAGUCCUCCCCUCCAGCGAUGCCACAGAAACCCAACAUGGCAGCACAGGACCUGCCUGAGCAGCCUGUCUCUGAAAGAAGCCAGAACCUCCAGCAGACUCCCACUACAGAAAUAGCCUCAGGGUCUAUUAGUGGAGAUAUCAUUGAUGAGUUAAUGUCUUCUGAUGUGUUUCCUCUCCUACGGCUUUCUCCUACUCCGGCUGAUGACUACAACUUUAAUUUAGAUGAUAAUGAAGGUGUAUGUGAUCUCUUUGAUGUCCAGAUACUAAAUUAUUAGAUUCCCUGGCCACUUGGGACUGUUAUCUACCUCUAACUGUAACAUUUUAGACUUCUUAAUAACCUAAGUAUUUAAAAUAAUGAAUGUAACACCUUGUAGUUCACUGAUUCUCAAGUGUUCUUCUUUUUAAUGCUUCCUUUUUUUUUUUAACUUCACAAAACUUCAUAAAAACGAAGGGCUCUACUGCUUCAGGGGAAAAUAAACUUUGUAUUCACCUUCCCUGUGUAAUUUAGAUUCCAGCUUUUCCAGUUCUGAAUCCUUGUGUGGAUUCUUCAUAGAGGAAAGUUAAAGUGGACUUUAGGUCAUCAAAAGCAAAAAUGUUGGCCAAGGGCUAAUCAACUUGUUUUGUAUUUUUACUGCCACAAAGCUAUAUUUUGAUAUGUCCUUCAGUCCAGAUGCUCACUGCCAUUUAUAAGGUGAAGGAUGUAACUGUUUCAGUGAACAGAUUUUGUGAAGUGCCUUCUGUUUUAGCACUUUAAGUUGAUCACAUUUUGUUGACUUCUGACAUUCCACUUUCCUAGAGCCUAGGAAAGAGCUGUUUAUGUAGUUUGUUUUAAAAAAUGUGCCAAUGCCUGUACAUUAACAAGAUGUUUUAAAAAUAAAGUUGUAUAAAACAUU
Molecule: messenger RNA, 1569 nt
Organism: Dipodomys ordii (Ord's kangaroo rat)
Lineage: Eukaryota; Metazoa; Chordata; Mammalia; Rodentia; Heteromyidae
Gene: E2f5
Product: E2F transcription factor 5, p130-binding
Exons: 8
Coding region: 397-951 (184 amino acids)
Biological process (GO): regulation of transcription by RNA polymerase II
Cellular component (GO): RNA polymerase II transcription regulator complex
Molecular function (GO): DNA-binding transcription factor activity, RNA polymerase II-specific; RNA polymerase II cis-regulatory region sequence-specific DNA binding; protein dimerization activity
Source: RefSeq, a predicted model, not a curated record